AUGUCAUUAUUUUUAAAUAUUAUUAAUUCCAAUUUUGGAAAACCAAGUAAAUCAACAAAAAUAAAUGAUCAAGUAAAUAAUAAUUUUAAUAAUAUUAGUUCUUCAUCAAUAAAUACAAAUUCUAAAUGGGCUCCAAUAAUUCUUUAUCGUUAUUAUUGUAUUCCUCCAUGCUAUAUCUAG
Molecule: messenger RNA, 180 nt
Organism: Dictyostelium discoideum AX4
Lineage: Eukaryota; Evosea; Eumycetozoa; Dictyosteliales; Dictyosteliaceae
Exons: 2
Coding region: 1-180 (59 amino acids)
Source: RefSeq, a predicted model, not a curated record